Messenger RNA from Nelumbo nucifera (sacred lotus), 2608 nucleotides. RefSeq names its product plant glycogenin-like starch initiation protein 2 (gene PGSIP2). NCBI's taxonomy places the organism in Eukaryota, Viridiplantae, Streptophyta, Magnoliopsida, Proteales, Nelumbonaceae. The record is from RefSeq and is a predicted model, not a curated record. Gene Ontology annotation, molecular function: glycosyltransferase activity.
CACUCUUACUUGAUUAUCUGAGCUAAAAUCUGUAACACUCAACCGCCUUUACAGCGCCAUUUUAUUUGUGUUGUGCUCCGAAGAUUUUGUCCAAACAACACCUCCAACUCGAGCGCAAUAACUAAAAGAGAAGAAAGAGAAAAGGAGGGAGAUUAAGAGGCUUGUUCCUACACAUCUCUGCAACUUCCCUGUACGUGGGUCUCCGAAAGAUCUCUUGUUUCAGGCGUUUGGGUUGUUAGUUCUCCUCUGUUUUACUUCAUUUAGUUCAAUUCGACUUCAUUUGGUGUUCCAUUGAUGGAUUAUUGUCUUUCUGGUAUCUGGGUUUUCCAAAUCAGAUGGUGCUUUUCCCUGCUGUAACUAAAUAAAGAUGAGAGGAGCUGUUGGUACCUUGCCAAGCCCUGUUGAGGCCAGACACAGAUUGUCCGGAUCAAUUGAUGACACAAAUAAGAGAAGAUUCCAGAGAAACAAAGAUUUUAAAGAUGUUGAGAAGCACUUCCAGGUUUCCAUCCAAGAUAGGAACCGAAAUUGCAAGUUUCUUUCUUUGAAACUUGUACUGGUUAUUAUUAUCUUUGGCACUUUCUUAACAUUCCUUCACUCUCCCGCAGUUUAUAAUGAGUACCAAUCAGACUCUGGUUCUAGGCCAAGUUUUGUAGACAGAUGGAUAUGGGAGAGGCCUGUCAUAGAUCCACGUUAUGUGUCAUAUGUAGAUGUUAACUGGGACCAGAUCACACAAACUAUUGGAAGACUGCCUGACAGAAAUGGACAUCAGACAAUAGGCCUAUUAAAUUUCAAUGACAGUGAAAUUGAUCAGUGGAAGAAAUUGAUACCAAGUGCUAAGCAUGCUGUUCUGCAUCUAAAGUAUGCUGACAAAAAUGUUACUUGGGAAUCCUUAUAUCCUGAAUGGAUAGAUGAGGAAGAAGAAUCUGAAGUGCCCAUUUGUCCAUCCCUACCUGAGCCUGGGGUUUCUAAAACACCACGACUCGAUCUCAUUGCAGUCAAGCUUCCCUGUAACAGGUCAGGGGAGUGGUCAAGAGAUGUUGCCCGGUUACACUUGCAGCUUGCUGCAGCAAGGUUUGCUGCCUUUGCUAAAGGCUAUCAUCCUGUACAUGUUCUCAUUAUAACAGAUUGUUUCCCAAUCCCAAACCUCUUCACUUGCAAGGAUCUGAUUGUACGUGAAGGGAAUGCAUGGCUCUACAAGCCUAAUUUAAGUGCACUAAGGGAGAAGCUUGGGCUCCCUGUUGGAUCGUGUGAACUUGCACUUCCACUCAAAGCCAAAGAGAGGGCAUACUCAGGAACAGUUCAUCGGGAAGCAUAUGCAACAAUUCUUCAUUCUGCCCAUGUAUAUGUAUGUGGUGCCAUUGCUGCAGCACAGAGUAUUCGUAUGGUUGGUUCCACAAGGGACCUAGUGAUUUUGGUGGAUGAGACAAUCAGUGAGUAUCACAGAGGGGGACUUGAGGCAGCAGGAUGGAAGAUUCGGACAAUUCAGAGGAUCAGGAAUCCAAAAGCCGAGAGGGAUGCUUACAAUGAAUGGAACUACAGCAAGUUUCGCCUCUGGCAAUUGACUGACUAUGACAAGAUCAUCUUCAUUGAUGCAGACCUACUCAUUCUAAGGAACAUAGAUUUUCUCUUUGGGAUGCCAGAGAUUACUGCAACUGGAAACAAUGCCACUCUCUUCAACUCUGGGGUGAUGGUGGUUGAACCAUCAAAUUGUACAUUCCAACUCCUGAUGGAUCACAUCAAUGAAAUUGAGUCCUACAAUGGUGGGGACCAGGGGUAUCUGAAUGAAGUCUUUACAUGGUGGCACCGCAUUCCAAAACACAUGAACUUCUUGAAGCACUUCUGGAUGGGUGAUGAAGAAGAGAAGAAAGUGAUGAAGACCCACCUCUUUGGGGCUGAUCCUCCAAUCCUUUAUGUCCUCCAUUAUCUGGGUUUAAAACCUUGGCUGUGUUUCCGGGACUAUGAUUGCAAUUGGAAUGUAGACAUACUACAGGAGUUUGCAAGUGAUGUUGCACACAAGCGUUGGUGGAAGGUUCAUGAUGCAAUGCCAGAGAACUUGCAGAAGUUCUGCCUAUUGAGGUCCAAGCAGAAGGCUGCAUUGGAGUGGGACCGGAGACAAGCGGAAAAGGCCAACUACACAGACGAGCACUGGAGGAUCAAUAUAACUGAUCACCGUUUAAAGACAUGCUUUGAGGACUUUUGCUUCUGGGAGAGCAUGUUAUGGCACUGGGGUGAGACAAAUUGGACAGACAAUGCAACACUCACCCCGGCUCCACCUACAGUUAAAACAGCAUCUCUCUCUAGUUUGUAGAUCAGAGUACGCCUUCAUUAUUCCAUUUCCUUUUCCUUAAAAAAGACAGUUACGGAUGCCCCAAGUUUAAUCAACAAAUGGGGUACACAAUACAUCAUAUGGGUCUCCUGACUCCUCUUGCCAAUGUCAAAUAGCUCCACAUAAAGUGUUAGAUACCCAUCAUGGUCUGGAUUUUGUAGAGUUAAUCAACUUAAGUACAUUUGAGGCUGAUCCCUUAUGCCUUUGUAUUGAGAUUAUGAUUCGAGGUAUCUUUCUUGCUUAUAGGAUAUCUUUUAUUGUUAAUGUCAUACAGUUUAUAUA